Molecule: messenger RNA, 856 nt
Organism: Cajanus cajan (pigeon pea)
Lineage: Eukaryota; Viridiplantae; Streptophyta; Magnoliopsida; Fabales; Fabaceae
Product: putative calcium-binding protein CML45
Molecular function (GO): calcium ion binding
Source: RefSeq, a predicted model, not a curated record
AGUUGAGGACUCAGUGUCAAUUCUCUCUUGUGAUAUGACAAUGGAGCAAACACGUAGCAACAUAAAUAUAUCUGGAUUAUCUUUCUGUCUUAGAAUUAUCCUCAGUGAUGUUGCAUUUAAUGGUUUCUUCUCAAUUUUAUUUUUUUGUUCCCGGUCUCUGUGGAAUUGGGCCUUCCAAAUUUGGAAACGUGAAUGGCCCAAGCCCAGAAGCUACUCAAAUGGUGAACCAGCGAGUGGUGCAAGAGUGUACAAAGAAGAAGUGGUUGAGAUUAUGAAAAAACUGGGAAUAAGUGUUGAAGUAGAAGGUGGUAGAAUAGGGGACUUUGGUGAACAAGAAAUUAGUGACAUGUUUGAAAAUGAGGUUGUUAGCGUGGGAGAGUUGGAGGAAGCUUUCAACGUGUUCGAUGAAAACAAGGAUGGGUACAUAGACGCUGAAGAGUUGCGAAGGGUGUUGUGUUGUUUGGGUUCGGAGAAAGACAUUGUGCAGUGUCAGAAAAUGAUUAAUGUGGUUGAUCAAAAUGGAGAUGAACUAAUUGACCUCAACGAGUUUUUCAUGUUGAUGGAACAGAGUUUUGGUUGAAUCGUGUGUUAGUCUUGCAUUGCAGGUGAUGGUUUUUUUUUUUUUCUCUGUGGGGUCAUUAGCAUUUUCUUAGGCUUAAUGUUUUACGUCAUCGUUGUAUAUAAAAAAAAAAAUAUGUUCAAAACCUUUCCAUGUAUUAAGUUUGCUAUGUUAAUUCUGUAAUUUAUUUCAUGUUUUUAUCUAAUAAUGCAGUUAGUUACCUUACCAUAAGGCAUUUGUUAAUGCUAAAAAAAAACAAAUUAGAAAUGACAAAAUAAAUUAACGUUAUUAUGUGUA